This is a messenger RNA of Austrofundulus limnaeus, 1471 nucleotides long. RefSeq names its product LysM, putative peptidoglycan-binding, domain containing 1 (gene lysmd1). Lineage: Eukaryota; Metazoa; Chordata; Actinopteri; Cyprinodontiformes; Rivulidae. The record is from RefSeq and is a predicted model, not a curated record.
GAAAAACAAGUUCACAGUAACUUUUUUUAAGUGGUUUAUGUACAAGAAAGGUAGGUUUAUCAUACGGGUUUAUGUUGGGCUGCUGAACACGUUUGAAUGCUGUCUAUUCUAAAUUUCGUAGCAGGUUCGCAAAAGAUAAAGCUAUAAUUAAAGAUUUAGUUGACGCUCACUGACUAACUAGCCCGCUAGCUAGGCUAACUGCUAAUCUGACACUUGAAUAUGUUUAUCGGAUACAUUUAGGAACAUUGAAGUUUGAUAGUUAGUUUUACUUCUGCCACCACUUGGACGAACCCAAUGUUGCUCGGAAAUGUCCGGAGAGCGGGUUCCGUUGCCACCCGGGCGAGGACGCGGCCUCUCCCGAGGCUGCAGAUCGAUGUCUUACGGGAGUUUGAUCCGAUCCCCGCUGACCUCGGUUCACAGAUUUAUUGAACACACGGUUCAGCCAGGAGAGACACUGCAGGGCCUGGCUGUGAAAUAUGGAGUGUCUAUGGAACAAAUCAAAAGAGCAAACCGACUGUACACCAAUGACUCCAUAUUCCUGAAGAAAUCCUUGUCGAUCCCGGUGCCGUCAGAUUUGGAUGACUUCAGAAAUGCGGUGACCUUAUCUGGAGAAGGUAACACGGACAGUGCUUCUCUGCUGAAUGGACACACAGAAAACGUCUCUGAGAAAAAGCAGAAAGAUGGAAGAGAAAAGACAGCAGACCCUACCCCUGUGGAGUUUUUGAAGAAGUUGGAUGACUUGAUCAGUCAGUCUAAACAAGCUGCGACCAGAGGAUGUCUGGGUUCAGAGAAAAGGGUUGCAGCCUUGGAAGCAGCUUGCUGCAGUGAGACAUCGGGUCAGCGGCCGCUCGCAAGAUCGCAAAGUGUCGUUUCAUCUUCCAGAUUUCAGCAGCCGGCCGGACACAUAGCCGUACCCCUCACUAUCACCAAGCUCACCAAAUUGAAAGACAGGGAAGAUGAAAUCUUUGAACUGUGACAUGUUUUCUUUUUCACACUGAUCAUUAUGUGAACUUCCUCAGGCAGCCGUGUGGCAGGGAUCGAACUCCAAGACCUACGAUGUUACAAAAAAUAAAAGAACCUAUCUGUUCUAUCGAUGCUGCUGUAUAAGAUUAAAACAUUUUAUCACUAAGCCAUUUAUACAGGCUUUACAAUAGAAAUUGUCUUUUUUUUUUAGAAUUUAUCCUGCACAUGAUAGCUUUAUUUAAAUAUGGAGAAACACUAGACUAUAAAAGUUAACUGUAUAAGCUUGAAACUGAAACGUACGGUAAGAGGUUGAGUCACAAAAAAGCUGAGUCACAUUGUGAUUUAGUCAUAAGGCUUCAUGUGGUAGACACAAGUGGAAUCCUGUCUGCCAUUUUAUCUACAGAUUGAAAAAAGAAAUGCAUAAUCAUGUUCACUGUAAACAAAAGCACAAAAUGGCUCCAGACCUAGCACUGUGAUGUAAGCUGAAGUAAAAUCUUAAACAAAGAAA